UUCAUUGGAUUCAUGCAUUAUAAGAGCAUCUAUGUUUUCAUUGGAAGCUGCAGAUACUCAUAAAACUGCAAAAAAAUUCUAAACAUUUCCCAAUGGCUGAGAACAACACAACAAAAAGCAAUGGCCAAAUAAGUGUUCAAGAUGCACAAGUGGCUGUGGUUAUGGUACCACUUCCAGCACAAGGCCAUCUCAACCAGCUUCUCCACCUCUCGAGGCUCAUCACCUCAUAUAAUAUCCCAGUGCACUAUGUUGGAGCAACCACUCAUAUUCGCCAGGUCAAGUUACGUGUCCAUGGUUUCGACCCUGUUACUACUAAAAACCUACAUUUUCAUGAAUUUCCUACACCACUUUUAGAAAACCCCCCUCCAAAUCCAAAUGCUUCUCAUAAAUUUCCUAACCAUGUACUCCCUUUACUUUAUGCAACAAUCCAUUUCCGUGAGCCAGUGUGCUCUCUUGUAAACCAACUCUUAGGCGCCAAUCAUCGGAGAGUGAUUGUUAUUUAUGAUUCUCUGAUGACUUGGGUGUUGGAGGAUAUACCAGCAAUUCCAAAUGCCGAGUGCUACCGUUUUAAUGGUUUCUCAGCUUUCUAUAUGUUUUCAUCGAAGAGCUCGCCAUCGGGUUAG
Molecule: messenger RNA, 623 nt
Organism: Solanum stenotomum
Lineage: Eukaryota; Viridiplantae; Streptophyta; Magnoliopsida; Solanales; Solanaceae
Product: zeatin O-glucosyltransferase-like
Exons: 1
Coding region: 93-623 (176 amino acids)
Source: RefSeq, a predicted model, not a curated record